CUGUUUCUCGGUUCUGGUAUCGAUAUGCAACUUAGGAGAUGGAUUUUCAGUGAUGCGGUUUUCGGUCUUGCGGGAUAACGGGAGCUGACGUCUGGGAUGGCCCAGCGUGCCGACGGAGCUGCAGAGCUGGAUGCGGUAGUGUAGCCGAGCCCCUCCAUGCUGCUCAGUCGUGAGGGGCACAGCCUCUGGCGGGGCGGGCGGACCGAGUGGACUGUAACAGGGCGCAGUGAUGAUAAAUGGCCCGUUUAAAUUGGGCGCUGUUCAACUUCUGUCUGGCUGGCCGAUGCAGUGCCUAGCACCAGGUCUUCAGGACGCGGCAACCAUGAACGGGGCCGGGGAGCAGGCCGACAUCCUGCCCGCCAACUGUAUGGUCAAGGAGCGAUGGAAAGUGCUGAAGAAGAUUGGGGGAGGAGGUUUCGGGGAGAUCUACGAAGCUGUUGAUACGGUGACGAAAGAGAACGUGGCACUAAAGGUGGAGUCAGCCCAGCAGCCCAAACAGGUUCUCAAGAUGGAAGUAGCAGUCCUGAAGAAACUGCAAGGAAAAGACCAUGUUUGUAAGUUUGUUGGAUGUGGAAGAAAUGAAAAGUUCAACUAUGUGGUCAUGCAACUUCAGGGAAGAAACCUUGCCGACCUCAGAAGAAGUCAGCCACGCGGGACCUUCACAAUGAGCACAACCCUGCGCUUAGGAAAGCAGAUCUUAGAAUCAAUAGAAGCCAUUCACUCUGUCGGGUUCCUGCACAGGGAUAUCAAGCCUUCUAACUUUGCAAUGGGACGGCUCCCCUCAACAUACAGAAAAUGCUACAUGUUAGACUUUGGUCUUGCACGACAAUACACCAACACUAAUGGAGAAGUCAGACCUCCUAGAAAUGUUGCAGGAUUUCGGGGAACAGUUCGCUAUGCUUCAGUUAAUGCACAUAAAAAUAAAGAAAUGGGUCGUCAUGAUGACUUGUGGUCCUUAUUGUACAUGUUGGUUGAAUUUGCAGUUGGUCAACUGCCGUGGCGCAAAAUUAAGGAUAAGGAGCAAGUGGGCCAGAUCAAAGAGAGAUAUGACCACAAGAUACUUCUCAAACACAUGCCUACAGAGUUCUCCAUCUUCUUAGACCAUGUAGUAGGCCUUGAUUAUUACACCAAACCAGACUAUCAGCUCUUAAUGUCGGUGUUUGAGAACUGCAUGAAGGAGCGCGUCAUAACGGAGAACGAGCCGUUCGACUGGGAGAAAGGAGGCACCGACUCCUUGCUAUCAACCAGCACCUCCACCCCACCACAGCACAACACAAGGCAGACUGCAGCCAUGGUGGGGAUCGUCAAUGUGACUCCGGUGCCCGGGGACUUGCAGAGGGAGAAUACGGAUGAUGUCCUCCAAGACGAGCACUUCAGUGACCAAGAGAAUGCUCCUCCGGUGAUCCCCGUGCGACAGGGAGAUGUCCAACCGCCGAACGAGGAAGUAUGGGAAGACACAGACUUCAACCGCAACAAACUCAGGAUCAGCAUCAGCAAGGCGCAGUGUCCCCUGGAGGAGGAUGCCAGCCGAGGGGCCUGUCCUGUCUCCCCGGUCAGAGGCCCCCCAGAAUCUCCUAGUGUCCAGGUGCGCUCUCUGCGAAACCGGCGGGUCACCAGCCCCGAGUCUGACCGGCUCUCAGCCGCUGAAGGAAGGGCGGACGUCUGCGACAGAAGGUCUCGAAUGGAUAUCCUCGGCUCCCCAUCCAGGCAGGUGUACUCCUCCCAGCCAGCUCAGAUGCUGUCUGUGGACACGGGGCAGGGGGACAGGCAGGUCAGCGGCCGGAUCGAGGUGUCGGCCUCCGUGGAGCACGAGGCCCUCAGCAACGCCUUCAAAUCGGUCCCCCUGGCGGAGGAGGAGGACUUCGACAGCAAGGAGUGGGUCAUCAUCGACAAGGAGACGGAGCUGAAGGACUUCCACCUGGGGGCCGAGCCCAGCACCUCGGGCACGACGGACGAGGAGGCGGAGGAGCUCCGGCCCAUCGAGGACAGCGAGGAGCGCAGGAGGGGCCACGGGGGCACCGAGGCCGUGGUGAGACCAAAGACGCAGGAAGGGAGGUCCCGGGGCAUGCUCACCGUGGCCGAGGAGGACGUGUCGCGGAGGAGCGGAGGCCGGGGCCAUUCGGCGUCGGAAAGCCGGCAGGAGAUGCCCAGCGCCAGCCCCGCCCAGUCGCCGUGCCACUCGAUGCCUUCGGCUCGGCCCAAGCGGAGGGAGUCGGAGCCGUCUGGACCGCACAGACCGUUGGAGGAGGAAAGGCAUUCCCAACAUUCUUUCCUGAGAACCAACCAAUUGAGAAGAUUGGCCUCCUAUGUCUUCUCCUCCUCAACUCUGGAAACGGAGCAGUACCCUCACCCAGGCGGCACGUUCCUCCAGCGCAGUCGUUCGGCUGAGAGCAGCCCCGCUCGCAUUCCUGGCAGAAGGCACAUGCCACUCUUGCCUGGGAAUUCAAGACCUAGGCAUUCCCUCCUCAGUGCAUCCAGGUUACAGGUACUGUCGCCCAAACCUUUUGAGCAGAACGGUCUGCCUUUGCCGGUGCCUUCUUUGCCUUACCAAGACUACAGAUCAAAGGACCUGGGCCUUGAGAAGGAGCCUGUCAGGCUGCACGGUCUCCCCCAGCAGCGGCAGAAGAGAGUCGAUUUCCUGACCAUCGUGUUAACCGGUGUCUUGCCACACCGCCCCGACUUUAGCACGGAUGUCAAGGACAAAGACGACGCAGACAUGCGGAGGGCUGGGGCCGAGCUGCAGAGCGAGUCGAGCAGCGAGCCGAGCCAGAAAAGCACCGAGCGGAGCCAGGACGGAGCCCCCUCCACGCUCCUGGCCGACGACCAGAAGGAAUCCAAGGGCAAAACCUCCACGGUGGAAGGAGACCUGGACAUGGAGGAAGGGUCCAAAACGCUCGUUCUGUUUUCCCCGGGCGACAUGCGGAAGUCCCUUGCAGCGGGUGAUCUGGCCCCUGAUGCCGACCUGGGCACGAUGGCCGCCGUCACGCCUCAGAGCGAGAGGCCACAGCCCCUGGGGAGCCAGCUGGAUGUCUCCGAGCCAGGGACGCUGUCCUCGGUGCUGAAGUCGGAACCAAAGCCCCAGAUCGCGGCCACCGUUGCUUCCUCUCAGUUCACCAAAGUCGAGCGCACUUUUGUCCAUAUCGCCGAGAAGUCGCACCUAAACAUUAUGUCUUCCAGUGGCCAGCAGGUGAGGCAGGAUGACUAUGUCUUCUUUGGUCCAGCAGAGGAACCCUCGGGUGAAGGGGAUCUCCCAGAGAAAGAGGCCCCGAAGGAGAAUGGAGAGCGGAGCUCCUCGGAAAAGGAAGCAGGGCCAGAGAGCUCUGCACAGGCCGCUGCCCCGUCUGAAGCUUCGACUCGGAGCCCCACGGAGGAACCCAAGGUCCAAAACGGCUUUGACAUCUCCACCGAAAAUGAAUCGGAACCGAAAGCUGAAGACAUUCCUCCUCUCGUCUCCCUGGAGUCUGAAUCGGUCAUCGCAGAGAUCUCUCCGGUGGUGCACCAAGAGCGUGAACCCGAAGAACCAAAAGAGGCCGUUUUGCAGGUAGAACACAAGGCUGAGCCCCCAGAGAAAGCUGUGAUAAGCAAGCCCCCCAGGGAACAAUAUAAAAGCCGAAUACCUGUUUUGGUUUCUGAAGAAGACACCGGUUCGGAUCACUCAACUUCCCUCCCUUCCAAAGAAAGAGUCCACAAGAGGCAAAAGCAGCAAUAUCUGGCUCGAUUGAUUAUUGAGAAACGGCAGGGACGCUUGAUGAGACUGGCUUCAGGGGCAUCGUCUUCAGCCUCCUCCGAGGAGGACCGCAGAAGAGUGUCAGAGACGCUGUCAGCCACAGGUUCUGAAGAGGACACGCAUGACUCUGAUGACUCCUUCACCAAGAAAGCUUUCGGUCUGAAGCCCAAAUCCUCGGACCAGGAUCUGGAAAGGCAGCGGCCCAGGAGCAGAAUUCCUCGUCCCAUCACGCCUUUAAAAAAGGUUUCACCCCCUCCAGUGUCCAGUGGCCCAUUAUCUCAAACAGGACCCAGCGUCUCGAAAUCUCCACCUCCAGUUGUAAAUAGGCUUCAGAUGCAAAAACCAGGGAAUGCAGGCAUGAAUGUCCAUUACGACCUGAGGUCAAAACCGAUGCAAUCUCAGCCCCAGCCUUCGGCCAGCCCCGCCCUGUACCGCGGCAGCCCCCGAAUGCCAGUGCGCGGGACGUCCCGGGCCCCUGUGGCCCCGCCCCCGCGCAGCCUCAGCGCCUCGCCGCGCGGCUUCUCCGCCUCCCGGACGGACAGCCCCUCCCCGUCGCGCCAGCGCCGCCCGCCCCAGGCCGCGGAGGUGCGUCGGCAGCUCAUUUCGUUCCGGGCGAACACGGCGGCCCCGCUCAAGCCCAGAGCCCCGCCCGAGGACCCCACGCUGCCGCCCCCUGCCAGCAGCAGGCCCGCCCGGAAGCCCAGGCCCCAGCCCCUGGCGCAGCUCACCAGGGGGAGGCGGGAGGCCGCCGAGAGCAAGGCUGCCGCCAGAUAAUAACUCACUCUGAAACCGCCAGCCGCCCGACGGUAACGUCCUGCUUCUUUGUCUCCUUCAGAAGUCCAGCUCGCCUCAAGGUCUCCGCCCCAGGCCAAAUAAACAUUUCAGGUUUCUGUCUCAUCCUGCAGGGCCGUAGGUGUCUGCUCGGUUUCCUCACUGGACACGGCACAAAUGACACGGAUUAGUGUUGACGAUGCGGGGCCGUGUCACCAAAACUAGCUCAAGUGCAAAAAACGGGCACGGCUGCAAUCGACCCCAACUGUUACCAACUGUGUAUCGCUCUGGCAUCGUGGCCCUCUGACACUUGUGCGGUCUCAUUAGCGCACAGUUCCUGACACACUUACUGGCACCUCGUGUCUUUGCAUUAGUUCACCCGCUAGGCAGUGGUUCUCAGUCCAAGCCCGGGGGCGCCCCUGUGUCUGCUGGUUUUCUUUCCAGUCGGGCCCUUUAUUAUCAGUAAUCCCUGUUGUACGUGUUUGAUCUGCUUGCCUUUUUUUUUUACUUUUUUUCUGCACUCAGUCCUUGAUUUCAAAAGAACCCCAACAUCCUGUUGCUGUUCCCAUAACAUUUGUUUUUUAUGGGACAGGGUUGUUAGUCUUGUGCCCGACCUCCAACAUGGAGGAGCUGGUGCCCAAUGUGGGACACGAACCCACUACCCUGAGGUUAGAGUCUCAUGCUCUACCAACAGAGCUAGUCGGGGCGCCGAUUCUAUUAUACCUAAAUUAUAUUAAUAUGCUAUAUAUUAUAUUAUUAUAUUUUCUCCAACAACUUCAAAGUACAUAACUUUGUGACGUUUUUUCCACAAAUUACCAAUUGAGAAUUUUGUUUUUCACAUUUCUGAUUAAAAACUCCCUCUUUAUGAUGAACAGAAUGAUAAUGUACCAAACACUCUUCUUAUGUCCAGCUGGUCAAAGUUUCAGCUCACACACCCCUGAAUGAGGGGAGUUCAGAGGCGCAGGAAUUGGCAAAACAUUGAUACCAAUAACAUGUCCCUCCCAAAAACCAAAAACGUAUUAAGUGCUGAAAGCAGAUUUAAAAUGUGCUUCAAUUAAAGAUGAAAAUUGCAGUCACUUAGCCUGCAAUUAAGAAGUGAGCUGGAGCAACAGCCAGCAGACACAGCAGUUCAGGAGUAAGAACCAUUGAACCACAACAUCCGUAUAUGAUCCAUAAACACAGAGAAGGUGUCAUUGAACAAUAAAUGGAAUUUCAAAAACAUGGAUUAUACUAUCUAAAUGAUUGAAUAAUGUUGCUUUAGAUAUAGGGUCCCCAACAGUAACUAAAGCAACUAAAUUCCUACUUAUGACAAUUUAAGUUGCAAUGCAAAUAAGAUCUACUCUGUCAACCUUGGCAUUGCCCCUUCAAUUCAUCAUUAGACGAAAUCCCAACAAAAAGUAUUAGCAGAAAUAAAAAGGAACAGACUAAUUCAUAACGUAAAUCCAAUCUCAUCAUCCUGUCUGUCCUUGUUGAACAAAAACAAGGUGUCUUUUCAUUCCAAAUUCAUAGAAAGUAAUCCGACAUGUUAAAGAUAUUAAUGACAUGCAAGACACCUUGUUAGUAUUAUGAGAGCUUCCAGGAUAUUCUUUCUUCAUAAGUAGGACAUGAUCGUUUGUGCUAAAUUGGUUAAUACAAUCAUUUCAUUUUGGGACCACAUUUUUUAAUUAAUAUGUAUUGCUUCCAUGACUGAAUCGAGGUAAUUUUAGGCAGCUUUCUUUUCGUUCUGAAUACUUCUGCCAGCAAGCCCUUGUCAAAUAGUUGUGGAUGUCUUCUCAUCUUCUGACGUGCUUGUAGUCAAUAUGUCUCACAGGAGCUGAUAUUGUUCAAUACAUAUGUGCACUUUCACAGCAUUUUGCUUGUUAACUCCUGCAAUUCCAUUAAAGUGAAGUACAAGUACUCACUUAAUUCUUUAAGUUGUUACUGCUGCGUAUUCCAUACACCAUCUGCAGUUUAUUGUUUAACACAGAAAAUGUACUUAUCACAUAUUGCAGCCAAAGAUCCUUAGAGAAAUGUAUUUCUAAUCUAGAGAGGUAUCUUACAUGUGGACCAUGUUAUGUGUAGUACUGUAGUACUAUGCACCUGAACACCAGAACGUCAUCAUUUAUUUUGAGCUCAGUAUUAUCCGAUAUCACCUGUGUGUAAGUCCAGAGCACUUACACCUGAGAGGUUCAAAGUAAAACGCAGCCCUUCUGUGAAAGCUGUGAAUUUUUGUGUGUGGUAUAGUUGUUUGGGGACUGCAAGAGGUCAGUUCUUGUCCAUUUCUACUCUAGCGCAGCAAAGAGAUAGCUGCAGCACUCCUUAUUUACUGUAUGUUUUUCAUGAUAGGAAAAUGUUUUUCUCAACCUCACUUUAAAUUCACCGUGGACAAAAUCAAACCAUUCAGAUGUUCGACAAAUGAAGUGCAAAAAAUGGUGGUCAUGGUGUUACAAAGGAGUGUAAUUUAAUGUUCAUUUAAAUAUAAAUUGUAUUUAAAAAUGUAUAUUAAUAGAAUGUUCUAUUUAUUUAUUCAAUUAUUUAAUUAUGCAUGGCUUCAGGCAUUACCUUCAAAUUAGUUCUGAAUAAGCAUAGUGAACCUGAAAUGUUUGUUUGGUCUAAGGGGAAUUUAUGUAUAUGUACAUGUAUACUGUAUAUAUAUAUGUGUACAUAUGUAUAUGUAUAUAAAUUCCAAGGUUUUGGAAUAUGCAGCACUGAACCAAGCCCUGACUUUUGUUAUAAGCCUUCCAUUAAAAUGGGCAUGCCUUUUAAUAAUUCACAACUCAUUUUUGGUGUUUAGUAAUAAUAAUUUAAGUAAAGUCUGUACUGUAUAUAGAAUAAUUAUUUCUGAAAAAGAAACAUUUUUAUUUUUAUCUGGCCAGAAAGAAAAAAAGAUACAAAGUAUCUCUUUAUUUCUUUUUUAAAGGCAUUUGGGUGUUUAUGACGUUGAGCAAAAUAGAACACAUGCAUGAACACCCAUGAGGACUAGACCGUAACACGAAAAAUACUGGUAUCAGUCUUCAGUGUUCUGAGUCGCAUAUCUGUCUGUGAUUGUUUGACAGUGGGUUUGGUAGAAAAAGUAUUAAAUUCCUGAGAAGUCAACAGAGGAGAAAGCAAGGCGAUGCACAAUGAUUCAGAUUCAUUGUGAUGCUAUUUCUGGUAUAGAUCAGUAAGUGAAGUGGGGAGACAUAAGGUGUUGGGGUUGAUGGUUUAAGAGUUUAUUCCACUGACAGGUCCUCAGUGUCACUGAAGUAAAGAGAAAAGCAGACUGUAUUUAAGUUACCAAGACAUACUAAUCAAUUCAGCCUGGGACACCCAGGAAUAAUAAUCAAUCUUGAACUGGUCUCAAAUCACCCACUCUGAAUUCUAAAUAGAAAAUGUGAACCACAGGCAUCAGUGUCUUCACACACAUAACACUGCCUAAUGUAAAACCGAUUCUAGUCUUCUUUGUUUUAGUAAUAAUAGCAGGCUGAAUAAACUCCUGAAACAACAAAAACGAAAAUGUGUAUGCCUUACUAACAUAAUAACUGAAGUUGUAUGUUAUUUGUUAAGAUUUGAAUAAUGACCCUAAAUAAGAUAAUGGUUCAGUGAUAAAUAGUGUAUUCUAAAAACUCUUGAAACUUUUUUUUGUUCCUCUUGGAGUCUGAUUCCAUUGUGAUAUUCUAAGUCACCAUUGGCACAUAAGAGCAUAUAAAGGCUACAAACAUGCAUAAGACAGAAACUAGCCUAGAGGUAUGUAAAUGAAAGGCCUUCAGGAACACAGCUGAGUAGCUUGUUCAAGACACAUGGAAACCCAAAGCAAAACAGCUGCAAAAGUGCAGUCUUUCCUCAGCGUCGUUCUCGAAUUCUUACUUGAAAAACACUUGUUUAAAGUUAAUUAAUUCACCUUUCAUUCUCCAUAUUCUCCAAGUAUUAUCCCUGAGACUCUCCAUUCUUUACUGCUCUUGUGCUGUUAUUGAAACAUCUCCAUUGCAAU
Messenger RNA from Lepisosteus oculatus (spotted gar), 8447 nucleotides. The record is from RefSeq and is a predicted model, not a curated record. NCBI's taxonomy places the organism in Eukaryota, Metazoa, Chordata, Actinopteri, Semionotiformes, Lepisosteidae.